ACGAUAUACUCAAUAUUUUAUACAAAAUAUUAUAAAAAUGGCUUUAACUAAAGAAGAGAAAAAGGCAAAAAAGGAAGCUAAAAGGCUAGAGAAAUUAAAGGCAGAGGCUGAAGAACGGAAGAGACUAAAAAAUGAAGAACUCAAACGAGAAAUGGUUGCGCAGGCUCGGAGACGAGGGGCAUUGGAUAAAAAAUGGAGAGACCUGAUGCUUAAAAUAAAAGAACCUGUCUUCAAACAAGAUAUCGAAGUCUUUUGGCACAGUUUUGAUAGGACUGUUGAUAAGAAAAAUCAUUAUAUCAACAACAUAAUGAAACUUAUAAACUUAGCGGAUGAUCAGUUCCAGCGAACUGUAGCUAGUUUUUGCGACACCUUAGACACUAUGAUUCUAAACUUUUUGACUGGUAUUGAAAAUAUCUCUGAAGAGAAUGAUCGUAGAACUGCUGCUUUAUUAAAAAUGGGGGAAACAGAAUCAAAUCAAAUUAAAUCAGAUCAUAAUGCAGCAGAAACUCACUUGCAAUUAUUAAUAUUCCAUGGGCACACUACAGCCGAUACUCUUGCUUGGACAACACGCGGAGAAAACUUAGUAAAAGAAGAUGAGGAUCGAAACAAAUAUGCUAGCGAACGGGAAAAUCUUCGUUCUCACUUAGAAAACUCGUAUAAUACAAUGUGGGAUGAUUACAAAGCUAUUCUUAAAAACUACGUCUUAAAAACUGCUGCCAAUCAAAAAGCAGUGCGUCGAUUACGCCGUAAAGAAAACUUGAUGGCAGACAUAAUCGCAUCACAAGCUAAGAAAAUAGCUGACAGUGAUGGUUUACUUAGGAGACUUCGAAAUGAACUUGCUGCCUAUGAAUCUGGAACGAAACAAGCUGUUUUUAGGGACCGUCGUGAUAGACAUAGAUCAGCUUGUUUUCGUUUAAAGCAGAUAUUAUUCGACGGUUGUAAAACAGAUACAAAACAAAUGGCAAAUUUAGUAAAAGCUUCGGACAAUACAAUGGAAUGGCUGAGAGAGGCUCAUAAAAAAGGUGAGAAAAUCCUUCGCCUUGCUGGACUAUGUCGAAAAUUCGAAACUCAACGAGAAAAAGUUUUACCGUUCGGAUUAUCUAUACCCCAUUCUCCAGUACAGUCUAAAACAAAUCUGAGGAGACUUCAAUCAGAUGAUUCCUUAGUAAUGAAGGCAAUUUCAACAUCUUGCGGUCUAACAAGACUAUGGCAAAAGAUUUCUAAAGCUGAAUUAACUCGGAAAGCCUUGGCAAGAGAGAAGGCGCUACUUGAACGAGAGAAUGCUCUUCUUCUCCUUCAAAUAGAACAGCAAGAUAGCAAUCAAUUUCAACCUGAAACUAAAAAAUGUAUCUGUGAUAAAAUAACGAAACGGACCUCAAUGUCUAAGCCAGUUCCGAUAGACGGAAGUAUGGAAAUGAGGAAGUAUUGCAUAGCUCGUUAGGGUGUCCGAUUUUUAUGCACCUAAUACUUAUUUGCGAUCUUGUGCAAUACCUUAAUAAUUAAAAGAGUUAAUUUUAGAGUACAAUACGUCAUGAGACAUUUGUAUUAAUUCCGCGGCAGACGGCGCGAACGUUGCAUGUCGCAAUGACGCGAGACCUACACGCGGCUCAAACGAUGCCACUAUGACCUUACCCACUUCUAAAACCGUGGGACAGGCAACGAUCGAUAAGCGUUUUGGAAUGUGCUUUAAAUAUUUUUUUUAUAAAUAUCUUGUAGUGUUAUUUUUACCUUUGAAUUGUGAAUAUAAUUGCCUUCCAAGCAUUCUAACCAUUGUUUUUAAAGAUAUUUCGAGCGUUAAAUUAUGUAUUUUAAUAAAUUUAUGAUAA
This is a messenger RNA of Papilio polytes (common Mormon), 1826 nucleotides long. RefSeq names its product coiled-coil domain-containing protein 65-like. Gene Ontology annotation, biological process: cilium-dependent cell motility; regulation of cilium movement; axonemal dynein complex assembly. The record is from RefSeq and is a predicted model, not a curated record. Gene Ontology annotation, cellular component: axonemal dynein complex; axoneme. Lineage: Eukaryota; Metazoa; Arthropoda; Insecta; Lepidoptera; Papilionidae. The transcript has a single exon. The coding region runs from base 38 to 1441 and encodes 467 amino acids.